This is a messenger RNA of Morchella sextelata, 3180 nucleotides long. RefSeq lists its product as uncharacterized. The record is from RefSeq and is a predicted model, not a curated record. Gene Ontology annotation, molecular function: zinc ion binding; RNA polymerase II cis-regulatory region sequence-specific DNA binding; DNA-binding transcription factor activity, RNA polymerase II-specific. Gene Ontology annotation, cellular component: chromatin. Gene Ontology annotation, biological process: regulation of transcription by RNA polymerase II; DNA-templated transcription. The transcript is spliced from 5 exons. NCBI's taxonomy places the organism in Eukaryota, Fungi, Ascomycota, Pezizomycetes, Pezizales, Morchellaceae. Bases 1 to 3180 code for a protein of 1059 amino acids.
AUGGACAGACACCAUCGCCACCCGCAACAAAACCAAAAUCCUCAUCACCAGCCUUUACAUCCGCAUUUACUUCAGCAUCAACAGCAACAGCAUCAACAGCAUCAACAACAGCAGCAGCAUCAACAGCAGCAUCAACAGCAGCAUCAACAGCAGCAACAACAGCAGCAGCACCAAUAUCAGCACCAGCAGCACCAGCAGCUCACCCCACAACAGCAACAACACCAUCAGCAGCAUCAGCAGCAGCAGCAACUGCCACAGCCUCUACAGCAUCAGCAGCAACAGCAGCCUCUCCAGCAGCAGCACCAGCAGCACCCAGGCCUCCAAAUAGACCCUAGACUUCACCACCAGCAACAGCAGCAGCAAUCGGACGUGCCUUCCCCACAUCAUCCUCAUGCUCUUCGCCCGUUACAGUCAGCGUCACCAGCCUCAUCAACCCCAUCGCCUGCUGGCUACCAUCCUAACGUAGCCCUACCGAAUCUGCACGGCGUGAAUCCGGGUGGGCCUUUAGGCCAGAAUACCAAUAGCCAACCCCAACCGCAGAGUGGGCCUUCUCCACAUAUGCAGCAGUAUCAUCACCCACUUGCCCCUCAUCCCCACCCCCACCCGCAGUCGAACCCAUCGUUGCAGCAGCACCAAAACCCGCACCAGAACCAGAACCAGCACCAGCACCAGCACCAGCAUCAGCCACAGUCCCACCCACCCAUCCAGUCGCUGCAGUCUCUUCCUCCUCAACAACGCCCUCAGAAUGUUGUACCUCAACGGCAAAACCCUGUACCUCUGCGUCCAAUGCCCCCGCCGCCACUCUCUGCAGCCCCGUCGUCAGGCAUGCAGGUGACUGCCUCGCCCACUCUAUCGUCUUCGUCGUCUUCCCCCUCAGGCCCGCAACCGAUAUCUGUAAAUCCGAACCAGCCUGGUGUGAUAGUCGGCGGACGUCAGGUCUUGCCUAAUGUGGUGAGUUCAGGGCCGUCACCCACAGUGGUGCCAGGAACUGCGGGUCCGCCCCCGCCCCCGCCUAAUCCUCGCCCCGCGAAUGCGCGAGCAUCUACCAACAGUGGGAUCACUCCCGGCGCCACUAGUCAAAUCACUCCAGUAAAGGACCAAGACGGCAAAUUCCCAUGUCCCCACUGCCCUAAGACAUACCUGCACGCCAAGCAUUUGAAGAGGCAUCUCUUACGGCAUACCGGUGAUCGUCCUUACCAGUGCCUUUUGUGCAAGGAUACAUUUUCUAGAUCGGAUAUCUUGAAGAGACAUUUCCAAAAAUGUUCCAUCAGGAGGGGAAACCCUACAGGCGCAACCCAUUUAAGUCAUGCUCAUGCUCACCAGCAGGGAAAACAAGCAAACAAUCAGAAAAAUACUGAUGCCGCAUCUAUUUCGACACCUUCGACAGUCGCGGAUGGAUUGUCGCCCAGCGCAACGUCACCCGGGGCCCUUGAUUCACGAGAGGAGGGCGGUUUGUUACCACCUACAAGUUUUGCGGAGCAGGUUGGAGGAGUGGGCCAGACAGUUGGAUAUGCAUCAGAGGGCUUUAACUUUCCCCCACCCGCACAUCCCCAGGCCCACAUGGCGCAACAGGGACAUCAACAACAGCAGGCAAUUGUAGCAUCACAGCAGCGACAGCCUCAGUCAGCAGCCCCUCACCAACAGCCCCCUCGCCAAUUAACAAAUGUUUCACAGCCACCAACAAGCACAGUGGGACGCCGACAACGACUGCAAGUAUCGAGCACUCAGCGGGAGGAGGAACAGGAGGGAGUGCGUUUACAAUAUAUAAUGCAUUUCGUCCACCUGUUCUUUCUCAACUUCCAAGGACAUUUCCCGAUGAUCCACCUCCCGACAUUCAACAUCACCCUCAUCUAUGACGGGUUGUUGAUGGCGAUAAUUUGCAUUGGUGCUGUUUACGCAGAGGGGGGUAUUAGUGUCGACCAGGUACGGACGUUGAUUGAUAAGUCAUUUGAAGCUAUGGAUAGAAACGAAGCGCCACCCGGGCCGCUGGAGAUUGAAGAAAUUCAGGCAAGAUAUUUUCUUCAUGUCUUGGCAACCUGGCAUGGUCAUCUUCAUCAACGAGAAGAUUCACGACGAAAAUAUGGAAAGGUUAUUCAGAAGGCCAGACGGGCGGGUCUUUUCCAGCCCUUGUCACCGAGUAACCCUGGCACUGGCACCGCGGGCUACAGUAUAUAUCACCAACUUGACGAUCAACCAAUCAGAGGCAACUGGAAUUGGAAUGCAUGGCUCGAGCAAGAAAAGCGAAAUAGGGUCAUGUUUGGUAUAUUCCUUUUGAAUUCGGCGUUUGUUAUCUUUUUCAAUUCACCACCCCAAAUCCAGCCCAAUGAAAUACGACUACCAUUGCCAGCUGAUGAUGCCGCCUGGGAAGCUCGUGAUGCAAAUGAGUGCGCCAAUGCUUUAGGGUUGAACGGGGAAAAUGGCAUUAGCCAAAACAUUGCCGGGUCUCGGCAGGUACGGCAGCCAGAGUUUAUCCUCGCCCUUAGAUCGUUGCUACAGAUGCAUCUAGACUUCAACCCGGGUACGACGAACGCUUAUUCGAAAUUCAUCCUCAUCCAUGCCUUGCAUGUGCAUAUUUGGACAACACAAAAGUUGAUGUCGAACGCAUCAGAAAUGGGUAUCGGCAAACAGAUAGGUAGCACGGCAAGAGUUGGAACAGGUGAAUGGAAGCUGGAUGGCCAAAACAGGAAUGGUUCUGGCACGCCCGAGGGCUUUGGAGAUAGCGAAAUGGCGAUGUCGGAUGCAGCAAAGGCAGUCAGGAUCACCCAAUAUGCGCUGGAGAAAUGGAAGAGGGCUUGGGAUACGGACCUUGCAACACAAUACCCUUCGCCCGAGUCCAGGAAAGGGUUUGGAAGAGAUGGAGUGCCAUUCUAUCUUUUGGGAAAGUUAUACUUGGCGCGGAAUAGAACCAUUGAUUGGAGGCAUGGAGUUGAUGACGACAAGACGGUCUCCAAAGUCAAGAAUAUGCUGAAGCAUGUCCAGGGGUUCAUCACGGAUGGGACCGGGAGGUUGGACUUACAGGGUGCAGUUUCUGCAAUUGACGAGGGUUUUGCGAUGGAUGAGUUGACGUACGAUAUGAAACUGCUGUUCAGGCCAAUGGAAGAGAUUGACAACAAAUCACCACUACAACAACCAAGAGAGUUGCUCCCACCUGGAAAUAACGACACAAGAGCCUUUCUUUGA